AUCACACUGAUCGGAGCUGCGGAUAUAAACCCAGCGAGUGUGUGAGUGUGUGUGCGAUUUUCAACAUCAGCGAAGAUGAAGACUCUGACCAUCCUGCUGCUCUCCGCUCUCAUCACCCUGUGUGCAUGCGAAGGUGUGUCUGACACAACAGUUAAUAAACCUGAUUCUCCCAAUGAUGCAGGCGUGUUUGUGGAGAGAGAGGAGGCAUCGUCUGUGGUGAGACAGAAAAGAGCAACAGCAGCUGCAGACCUGUCACUGGCUCAGCUAGAGAGUCUCCGUGAGGUGUGUGAGGCGGACCUGGCCUGUGAGGACAUGAUGGACACGUCCGGAAUCAUCGCCGCCUACACCAAACACUACGGACCAAUCCCCUUCUAGAUGCACACCAAGCCGACCAAUCACCUUUAAGGAUGCUGGAAUGGGCGGGGCCACAGACAGCCGAGAGUAGAUUAGUGCUAAAUCUGACUGUUAUAAAGAUUAGAGUAGAAGUGAGUAGUGUUUUAUACUGAAGUGUGACCUAAAUAAUGACAUCACACUGGCGAUGACAUCAUCAGUCAUGUGUGUCGUUGUGUUAGAGAUGAAGGAGGUUGUAAAGACGUAGUUAUUCUCAUGUUAAUGUGCUUUGUGUAAGAAAUAAAACCGAACAUGAAAAAAAAAAA
Molecule: messenger RNA, 656 nt
Organism: Pangasianodon hypophthalmus (striped catfish)
Lineage: Eukaryota; Metazoa; Chordata; Actinopteri; Siluriformes; Pangasiidae
Gene: bglap
Product: bone gamma-carboxyglutamate (gla) protein
Exons: 4
Coding region: 76-375 (99 amino acids)
Biological process (GO): osteoblast differentiation; regulation of cellular response to insulin stimulus; bone development
Cellular component (GO): extracellular region
Molecular function (GO): calcium ion binding; hydroxyapatite binding; structural constituent of bone
Source: RefSeq, a predicted model, not a curated record